AUGGCGACACAGUUGGAAGCAGCUUGCAUCCCAGCAACCUUUAGCAACCUCACCCUCUUCGGAGCCGAGAUACUCACUCUCGAAGCGACCCUCGUCACAAACCACAGCGCCUCCGUUCCCUCAGCAGUGCGGUUCACCCAGCCAUCCAUCGAAGUACAGAAUGCUACUUUCUGCAACAUCACCGUCUCGUAUACCCACCCCGGGCAGGGCGACAACAUCAUCGUUGAAACUUGGCUCCCCGUAGACGCGUGGAACGGCCGGUUUCAGGCCGUGGGCGGCGGCGGCUGGGUCGCGGGCCGGUAUGAUCCGUCGUACAGCGCUAUGAGCGGAGCCGUAGGUGAUGGGUACGCGACGAUCACGACGGAUGCGGGGCUCGGGGGCGCUGAGGAUGCGGGUCCUUGGGCGUUGGUGAGUCCUGGGAAUGUGAAUCUGUAUAAUCUGCAGAAUCUUGCGUCAGUGUCUCUCGAAGACGAGGCCAUUCUCGGCAAGCUCCUUAUCAAGUCCUACUAUGGUCGUGGCCCAGACUUCUCCUACUGGAACGGCUGCUCGCAAGGCGGCCGGCAAGGACUCAUGCUAGCUCAGCGGUAUCCCACGGCCUACGACGGGAUCGCGGCCGUUGCUCCCGGAAUCCAGUGGACGGAUUUCUUCCCCAGCAUGUACUGGCCGCAGCAGUUUAUGAACAUGUUGGGCGAAUAUCCUCAUGCCUGCGAGCUGGAAGCCAUCACGAAUGCUGCCGUUUCGUUUUGUGACGAUCUCGAUGGGAUUGUUGAUGGUGUUAUUGGCGAGGUUGAUGCUUGCCUGGAUGGCUUUGACCCUUUUGAGCUGGUUGGUUCGACGAUUCAAUGUUCGCAAGAGAAUCGAACACUCGAGGUUAGCUCAACCGCGGCUGCCGUGGUUAACGCAACCUGGCGCGGGAUGCGGAACGCGCAGGGCGUGCAGACCUGGCCGGGCCUGAAUCCAGGUACGGACCUAACAGCCGCCGUCGCGAUCACGAACUGUACCACGGAGACCUGCGUGGGCGUACCUCUCCCGAUUGCCGUGGAGUGGCUGUCGCUGUUCGUUUCGCGGGGUCCGGAGGUGGACUUGGGCGGUUUGACGCAUGCUGAGUUUGACCGGCUGGCGCAUCAGAGUGGCCAGAAGUAUAGAUCCAUUAUCGGGACUGAUGAUCCUGACUUGUCUGCAUUUCGGAAAGCUGGUGGCAAGCUCGUCACCGCCCACGGUCUUAUCGAUCAACUUCUUCCCCCGAAGGGCACUGCUAUGUACUACAACAAAGUCUCGGCGCUCUCUCCGGACGUGCGUGACUUCUAUCGCCACUUUGAAGUCCCUGGAAUGGGUCACUGUGCUGGAGGACCAAGCGGAGAGCCGACCAGUCUAUUCAACCAGCUUCGAGCGUGGGUCGAGAACGGGACUGCGCUAGAGCAAACACCUGUCAAGGUCCAGGAUACGGAAGGCGUUGUUCAUGAUCGCAUAUUGUGCCCCUAUCCUCAGAAGACGGUCUUGAAAAGGGGCUGCAAGUCCCCGGGAAAGGGGCAUUGCUGGUCGUGUAGCAGUUGA
This is a messenger RNA of Scedosporium apiospermum, 1554 nucleotides long. Its product is annotated as Tannase and feruloyl esterase. NCBI's taxonomy places the organism in Eukaryota, Fungi, Ascomycota, Sordariomycetes, Microascales, Microascaceae. The record is from RefSeq and is a predicted model, not a curated record. The transcript has 3 exons. The coding region runs from base 1 to 1554 and encodes 517 amino acids.